Cephus cinctus (wheat stem sawfly) is the source of this 1454-nucleotide messenger RNA. RefSeq names its product zinc finger protein OZF-like. NCBI's taxonomy places the organism in Eukaryota, Metazoa, Arthropoda, Insecta, Hymenoptera, Cephidae. The transcript has 2 exons. Gene Ontology annotation, cellular component: nucleus. The record is from RefSeq and is a predicted model, not a curated record. Bases 143 to 1318 code for a protein of 391 amino acids.
UCGAGAGAUAAGUAUAUAUAUAUAUAUCAUUUCUCGCUUAUCGAUCCUUUUGAAAAUACAUUAAGGUUUUGUCCGCAAUGCACUUUUCAGGACGAGGAAUUAACGCAGCCUACUGAUCUGUCAAGAAAUAUUUUACCGUUCAAUGGACGAUUCGCAAGGAAGGAACAAAAAAAAUGUCAGUCGCGUGGGACUGGAAGAUGGUUCGGGAAGAAAAGGGAGCACACAAAGGACAUCGGAUCCUCUCUGCGACGACACGGUGACGAUCGAGUGCACACCGGAAUACGUGAUGCUGCCGGGACGAGGAUCGAGUUCCGAGGAACGCAGGUCCAAGCGGAAGAUCAAGCGAAGAGUGGCCCCCAACGAGUCUCUCGUUAAACGCGGAAGAAAGGUUGUUGGCGAAAGUCGAAAUGGAAAUGGAAAUGGAAAUGGAAAUGGAAAUGGAAAUGGAGCUGCCAGUGACAGCAGCGUCAUCGGUUGUGCCAGAAGUUAUUGUUGCGACUUCUGCGGCAAUAGUUUUCCAACGAAGAAGGAACUCGUUCGCCACAUGAGGCUCCACAAGUACGUCUGCGACAUUUGCGACAACAAGUUCCAUCGGAAAAGUGAACUUAGGAAUCACGUGGCUUCGACUCACGGCCCGGAGAAGUAUCCCUGCGACGUCUGUGACUACGUGAGCCGAAACAAGUGGGCCCUGCAGGACCACUUUAUUCGCAAACAUACCGACGGCUUCAACUUCGCGUGCAAGCUCUGCGGCAAGGAGUUCAAAAUCAAGAAUGACUUGCAAACUCACAUGAAUCGCAGUCACAACGACGUGUGCGUCGUGUGCGACGUGUGUGGACACACGAACAAGAGUAUCCACGCGCUUAAAUGCCACAAGAAGUAUGCGCACUACAAGCCUAAAUUCGAGUGCAAGCUCUGCAAGCGCAGGAUGACUACGCAGGAGUAUCUCGAUAAGCACAUGCUGCGUCACGAGACCAAGGAGAGAAACGUCUGUCCGACUUGUGGGAAGACCUUCUGCGAGAAAUACGCGCUCGAUGUCCACCUGAUGAUUCACACGGGAGUGAAGCCUUUCGCUUGUCCCGUGUGCGGCAAAGCAUUCUCAAGGCAGACCGCUCAGGAGCAACACAUUCUUAUUCACAUGGGCAAGCGACCCUACACCUGCGACGUCUGUGGGCAGGCCUUCGCCCAGAAGCCGGGACUUAUCUGCCAUCGGAAACGUCAUCCCGGGCCGCUUCCACCCCUUCCCGUUGUCUCGGUCAAAAAUAUCGUCAGCGACUUCACUAGAGAAUACAUCAGGAAGAAUCAGACUGCUGCUCAAUGAAGUGAGAGAGUGCCUGUCCUAUUUGAAACUUGAACCUUGACCAUUUUGAGCAUAUGCAUCAUGCAUAUUGUUGCUUGUGUUUCUAUUGUUGCUGGUGGACCAAUAAAAGUCGCUCCGUCGAUUCGGAAGAUCUUAA